CAGCGGAUGACUUUCGGGCAGGCUUGAUCAAGUGUAUUGAGUAUUGCUUGGAAGAACCAUUGUGACAGAAAUAGGCCUCUGCCCCGCAAGAAUUUCCGGACCAAGCCUUUCACACCUAUCACUUGUUCUUGAGGAUCUUGUAUAACACCUUUUUUCUCCCAUCACAGAACCCCGCUGAGAUAUCCUCCUCGACAAUCAACUGGGCUAUUCCAAUCGUGUUAUUCCGGACAAUCACAUAGAACUAGACAAAAGACAGACCGACACAAUGUACGGAACAUCAACCGGUCCUCAAACGGGCAUUAAUACUCCUCGCUCAUCACAGUCACUGAGGCCCCUGAUUCUGUCACAUGGGUCGCUUGAAUUCUCGUUCCUUGUGCCGACCUCGCUUCACUUUCAUGCCUCCCAAUUGAAGGACAGCUUCACAGCAUCGUUACCGGAGCCGACGGACGAGCUGGCCCAGGACGAUGAGCCUUCUUCAGUCCCUGAACUGGUGGCUAGAUACAUUGGGCAUGUCGCAAAUGAAGUGGAAGAAGGUGAAGAUGAUGCGCAGGGAACAUACUUGGAGGUUCUGAAGUUGGCUCUAAACGAGUUCGAACGCGCUUUUAUGCGGGGCAAUGACGUCCAUGCUGUUUCGGCCGGCCUUCCUGGCAUCAUUGCCAAGAAGGUUAUGGUCGUGAAAGCGUAUUAUGCCGGCAGAGCGGCUGUUGGUCGCCCGAUCAAGCCAUAUGAUUCGGCAUUAUUUCGAGCAGCCUCGGAUGAGAAGGCCAGCGUUUACUCGGUCUUCGGCGGGCAAGGAAAUAUUGAAGAAUACUUUGACGAACUGCGGGAAAUUUACACUACCUACCCCUCUUUCGUUGAUGAUCUCAUCACUUCCUCUGCCGAACUACUGCAGGCUCUAUCACAUGAACCUGAAGCCAGCAAGCUCUAUCCCAAGGGCUUGGAUGUCAUUCAAUGGCUUCAGGAUCGUGAUUCUCAGCCAGACACUGACUACCUAGUGUCGGCUCCGGUGAGUCUGCCGUUGAUCGGUCUGGUCCAGUUGGCGCACUUCGUUGUCACAUGCAAGGUCUUGGGUAAAACGCCCGGUGAGGUGCUUGAAAGGUUCAGUGGAACCACGGGCCACUCUCAGGGUGUUGUGACGGCUGCGGCAAUUGCUUCUGCGACUACUUGGGAGGGCUUCGAGAAAGCUGCCAAGAAUGCAUUGACUAUGCUUUUUUGGAUCGGCCUUCGCAGUCAGCAAGCUUACCCUCGCACAUCCAUUGCUCCGUCCGUCCUGCAGGAUUCAAUUGAAAACGGAGAAGGCACGCCUACGCCCAUGUUGUCCAUCCGAGACCUGCCGAGGGCCGCUGUUCAGGAACACAUUGACACGACCAAUCAACAUCUGCCUGAAGAUCGUCAUAUCUCCAUAUCACUAGUCAACAGCGCUCGUAAUUUUGUUGUGACCGGACCGCCUCUGUCCCUUUAUGGUCUCAACUUACGCCUGCGCAAAGUCAAAGCUCCGACUGGGUUGGAUCAGAAUCGGGUCCCCUUUACCCAGCGUAAAGUUCGCUUUGUUAACCGUUUCCUUCCUAUCACCGCGCCAUUCCACAGCCAGUACCUAUACCCAGCCUAUGACCGGAUUUUGGAUGACUUGGAGGACAUCGAAAUACCGCCUCAAUCUCUUGCCAUUCCAGUCUACGAUACGAAGACUGGUAGUGACCUCAGCAAGUUGGAUGGAGCUAAUGUCGUUCCAGCAUUGGUUCGCAUGAUUACUCAUGAUGCCGUCAAUUGGGAACAAGCAACUGUAUUUCCGGGAGCGACGCACAUUGUUGAUUUUGGACCUGGCGGGAUCUCGGGUCUCGGGGUGCUUACGAACCGCAACAAGGAUGGUACAGGUGUCCGUGUGGUUCUCGCCGGGGCUAUGGACGGUACCAAUGCCGAAGUUGGGUAUAAGCCCGAGCUUUUUGAUCGCGAUGAACACUCGGUCAAAUAUGCCAUUGAUUGGGUCAAAGAAUAUGGGCCACGUCUGGUGAAAAACGCGACUGGCCAGACCUUCGUUGACACCAAGAUGAGCCGGCUCUUGGGCAUUGCCCCCAUCAUGGUCGCCGGAAUGACGCCCACUACAGUGCCAUGGGAUUUUGUUGCUGCGACGAUGAACGCAGGCUACCAUGUCGAACUCGCCGGUGGUGGCUAUUACAAUUCAAAGACGAUGACAGAGGCCAUCAACAAGAUUGAAAAAGCCAUUCCACCUGGCCGCGGUAUCACCAUCAAUCUGAUUUAUGUUAAUCCUCGCGCCAUGGCUUGGCAAAUCCCCUUGAUCGGAAGGUUGAGGACUGACGGCGUGCCCAUUGAAGGUCUUACGAUAGGUGCCGGUGUUCCAUCUAUCGAGGUAGCCAACGAGUACAUUGAAACACUUGGCAUCAAGCACAUUGCCUUCAAACCAGGCUCGGUAGAUGCCAUCCAACAAGUCGUCAAUAUUGCCAAGGCAAACCCGAAGUUUCCUAUCAUUUUGCAAUGGACCGGAGGACGUGGUGGAGGUCAUCACUCCUUCGAAGAUUUCCACCAGCCUAUUUUGCAGAUGUACAGCCGUAUCAGACGCUGUGAUAAUAUCGUUCUUGUGGCCGGCAGUGGCUUUGGCGGUUCCGAAGACACAUACCCUUACCUUUCGGGCACAUGGUCCUCUGGCUUUGGCUAUCCACCGAUGCCUUUUGAUGGCUGCUUGUUCGGUAGUCGAAUGAUGAUUUCCAAGGAAGCCCACACAUCUAAGAAUGCCAAGAAGGCCAUCGCAGAGGCCCCCGGUCUUGAAGACAAAGACUGGGAAAAGACAUAUAAGGGUGCUGCAGGUGGCGUUGUCACUGUAUUGUCUGAAAUGGGCGAGCCGAUUCACAAGCUAGCAACAAGAGGUGUUCUUUUCUGGCAUGAAAUGGAUCAAAAAAUAUUCAAACUUGAUAAGGCCAAGCGUGUUCCUGAGCUCAAGAAACUCAGGAACUACAUCAUUCAAAAGCUUAAUGAUGAUUUCCACAAAGUUUGGUUUGGCCGCAAUGCCUCUGGAGAGACGGUUGAUUUGGAAGAUAUGACCUACACAGAGGUGGUCCACCGUAUGGUGGACCUCAUGUAUGUCAAGCAUGAGUCUAGAUGGAUCGAUGACUCGUUGAAGAAGCUGACCGGAGACUUCAUUCGGCGGGUUGAAGAGCGUUUCACCAUUGCCGAUGGUCAACCGUCCCUACUUCAAAAUUAUUCAGAGCUCAACACACCGUACCCGGCCAUCAACAAUAUCUUGGCGGCCUAUCCCGAGGCGGCAACUCAGUUAAUCAAUGCUCAAGACGUUCAACAUUUCCUGUUACUUUGCCAGCGCCGCGGACAAAAGCCGGUGCCGUUUGUCCCCUCCUUGGAUGAAAACUUCGAGUACUGGUUCAAGAAAGACUCUCUUUGGCAAAGCGAAGACCUUGAAGCGGUUGUGGGCCAGGAUGUCGGCCGGACAUGUAUCUUGCAGGGUCCAAUGGCUGCAAAGUUCUCGAAUGUCAUUGAUGAGCCAGUCGCCGAUAUUCUAAACGGCAUCCACAAAGGCCACAUUGAAAGUUUGGUCAGGGACGUGUAUACUGGAGACAAGAGCAAAAUCCCCGUCAUCGAAUAUUUUGGAGGACGAUUCAAUAAGGACAUUGGCGAGUUGGAUAUUGACGGCCUUACCAUCUCGAAAGACGCCAACAAGUUCAGCUACCGACUGUCGUCAUCGCCUUCAGCCGACCUGCCUGACCUGGACCGCUGGCUUCGUCUCCUUGCCGGCACAGCAUACUCCUGGAGACACGCUAUGUUUUUGGCCGAUGUGUUUGUCCAGGGUCAUCGUUUCCAGACUAACCCUAUGAAACGAAUUGUUGCGCCGGUUCCUGGAAUGUAUGUGGAAAUAUCAACUUCUGAAAAUCCUUCCGAGACAACUAUCAUUGUGCGAGAACCCUAUCAGUCUGGCAAACUUGUCAAGACGGUUGAAGUGAAAAUGAACGACAAGAGUCAGAUCAGUCUUACGAUUUAUGAAGGAAGAACGGCAGAGGCUGCCGUUGUUCCUUUAACCUUCUUGUUCACUUACCACCCUGACGCAGGGUACGCACCGAUUAGGGAAGUUAUGGACAGCCGCAAUGAUCGCAUCAAGGAAUUUUACUACCGCGUGUGGUUCGGUAACAAGGAGGUCCCAUUUGAUACCCCUACCACUGCAACUUUCAACGGUGGACGUACAACGAUCACCUCUCAAGCCGUUGCUGACUUUGUUCAUGCUGUUGGUAACACCGGCGAAGCGUUUGUCGACCGCCCUGGAAAGGAAGUCUUCGCUCCCAUGGACUUUGCCAUUGUUGCGGGUUGGAAGGCUAUUACUAAACCCAUUUUCCCUCGGACAAUCGACGGUGACCUGCUGAAACUGGUUCAUUUAUCGAAUGGUUUCAAGAUGGUUCCUGGGGCCCAACCUCUGAAGGUUGGCGAUGUUUUGGAUACCACCGCGCAAAUAAACUCGGUCAUCAACCAAGAGUCUGGGAAGAUGGUCGAAGUCUGUGGCACCAUUAAAAGAGACGAUGAACCUAUCAUGCAUGUCACUAGCCAGUUCCUGUACCGCGGAAACUACCUGGAUUUCGAAAAUACCUUCCAACGCAAAGAUGAAGUGCCCAUGCAGGUUCACCUCGCUUCUAGCCGAGAUGUUGCAAUCCUCCGCUCAAAGGAAUGGUUCCGCAUGGAUGAAUCCGAUGUUGAGCUUUUGGGCAAGACUUUGACUUUCCGUCUUCAGAGCUUAAACCGUUUCAAGAACAAGUCUGUGUUCAGCAAUGUUCAAACAAUUGGACAGGUACUCUUGGAGCUACCGACUAAGGAAAUCAUCCAGGUUGCCUCUGUGGACUACGAGGCCGGAACCUCUCAUGGAAAUCCAGUGAUCGACUACCUCCAACGGAAUGGCACGUCUAUCGAGCAGCCGGUAUACUUCGAGAAUCCUAUCCCUCUCAGUGGCAAAACAUCAUUGGUACUACGUGCUCCUGCGUCCAACGAGACUUAUGCUCGAGUUUCGGGUGAUUACAACCCUAUUCACGUGUCACGAGUUUUCUCGAGCUAUGCCAACCUGCCGGGUACCAUCACCCAUGGCAUGUAUACAAGCGCCGCAGUCCGCAGCUAUGUUGAAACUUGGGCCGCUGAGAACAACAUUGGCCGUGUUCGGGGCUUCCAUGUGUCGCUGGUUGGUAUGGUGUUGCCCAAUGAUAUCAUUGCCGUUAAAUUGCAGCACGUUGGCAUGAUUGCUGGGCGUAAGAUUAUCAAGGUUGAAGCCAGCAACAAGGACUCCGAAGAUAAGGUUCUUCUGGGCGAAGCUGAGGUCGAACAACCUGUUACUUCUUACGUCUUUACCGGCCAGGGCUCCCAGGAGCAGGGAAUGGGAAUGGAACUCUACGCCAGUAGCCCGGUUGCGCAGGAGGUUUGGGACCGAGCGGACCGUCAUUUCAUGGAGAAUUACGGCCUAUCGAUUAUUGAUAUCGUCAAGAAUAACCCCAAGGAGCUCACCGUCUACUUUGGAGGUCCACGUGGCAAAGCCAUCAGGCAAAACUACAUGUCGAUGACCUUUGAAUCAGUCAACGCAGAUGGAAGUAUCAAGUCUGAGAAGAUAUUCAAGGAGAUUGACGAAAACACAACAUCGUAUACAUACCGCUCACCCUCUGGACUUCUUUCAGCAACGCAGUUCACGCAGCCAGCUCUAACACUGAUGGAGAAGGCAAGUUUUGAAGAUAUGCGCUCCAAGGGUCUCGUUCAGAGAGAUAGCAGCUUUGCCGGUCAUUCACUCGGCGAGUACUCAGCUCUUGCAGCCCUUGCCGAUGUCAUGCCAAUUGAAAGCUUGGUAUCCGUUGUGUUCUAUCGUGGCCUGACCAUGCAGGUCGCCGUGGAGCGAGAUGAGCAGGGACGCUCGAACUACUCUAUGUGUGCCGUCAACCCAAGCCGCAUCUCAAAGACUUUCAACGAACAAGCCCUGCAAUAUGUUGUCGAGAACAUAUCUGAGCAAACUACUUGGCUUCUGGAGAUUGUCAAUUACAAUGUCGCGAACAUGCAAUAUGUAGCUGCUGGUGAUCUUCGAGCACUCGACUGCCUUACUAAUUUGCUCAAUUAUCUCAAGGCUCAAAACAUUGACAUUCCCGCUCUAAUGCAAAGUAUGUCAUUGGAUGAUGUCAAGGCACACCUAGUGAACAUCAUCCGUGAGUGCGUUAAACAGACAGAAUCAAAGCCUAAGCCAAUCUCUCUCGAGCGUGGCUUCGCCACUAUUCCUCUCAGGGGAAUUGACGUGCCCUUCCACAGCACGUUCCUUCGCUCCGGUGUCAAGCCCUUCCGAUCCUUCCUGCUCAAGAAGAUCAACAAAACUACCAUUGACCCGAGUAAGCUGGUGGGCAAGUACAUUCCGAACGUUACAGCCAGGCCAUUCGAGAUCACAAAGGAAUACUUCGAGGAUGUUUACAGACUUACCAACUCUCCAAGGAUUGCACACAUUCUUGCAAACUGGGAGAAGUAUGAGGAAGAUGGUGAAAGCGGCUCACGCACCACUGGUGUGACUAGCGCCUAGGGCUGGUUGUUUAAAUAAAUUCGGACUGCUCUCUUUCCUCCAUUUUAUUAUUUCACGUCCUGAAUCCGAACUAUAUUGUUCUAGCGCUGGUGUUAUAAAACUAUCUUCAGCUACUGUUUAAUCGCUUAGGCCUUCCUCGAUAAAUGUAGAAAUGACACGAAAUGUUCAUAGCACGUACCAAUGGAGAUCCGAG
This is a messenger RNA of Aspergillus heteromorphus CBS 117.55, 6737 nucleotides long. Its product is annotated as tetrafunctional fatty acid synthase subunit FAS1. Gene Ontology annotation, cellular component: fatty acid synthase complex. The transcript has 3 exons. Gene Ontology annotation, biological process: long-chain fatty acid biosynthetic process. The record is from RefSeq and is a predicted model, not a curated record. The coding region runs from base 266 to 6544 and encodes 2092 amino acids. NCBI's taxonomy places the organism in Eukaryota, Fungi, Ascomycota, Eurotiomycetes, Eurotiales, Aspergillaceae. Gene Ontology annotation, molecular function: [acyl-carrier-protein] S-acetyltransferase activity; fatty acid synthase activity; [acyl-carrier-protein] S-malonyltransferase activity.